Messenger RNA from Microtus oregoni (creeping vole), 2499 nucleotides. Its product is annotated as coiled-coil domain-containing protein 178-like. The transcript is spliced from 23 exons. Bases 1 to 2499 code for a protein of 832 amino acids. NCBI's taxonomy places the organism in Eukaryota, Metazoa, Chordata, Mammalia, Rodentia, Cricetidae. The record is from RefSeq and is a predicted model, not a curated record.
AUGAUUUCUCCCACUGUCUGCUACCGUUUAGAGGUGAACAAGGGCAUCUACUUCAGCUAUCCAACUCGACGACACAGCUGUGCUUUGGUAAACUUCCCUACACCAUGUGUCAACAAAAUGAUUGCCCACAUUGAGGAUGUAGAAUCCAAAAUACAGGAGCACUUGAAGCAAUUUGAAGCAUCUUUCGAAGAAUGGACACGGACUUCUACCACUAAAGAUGUUAAAGAUGAUUCGGGUGUCACUGUCCCAGAGAAAGAUGUCCGCCCAAAAAAAGCAAGGGAUAGGAAGUGUCCAGAGCUGAAAAAGAAAAUGGAGGCAUUGUUAUCGGAGGCCAUUCACCUCAUUAAAAGUCUGGAAACAGACAGGGCAGAAGCAGAACAAGCUUUAAAACAACAGAAAUCAAGAAAGAAAAGGAUUAGCAUGAAAAUUGACUGUUGGUCCAUUUGGAAGCUCCAAGAACUCCCAACGGCUGUGCAGAAAGAACACGAGCACUUUUCCAAAGAUAUCGCAGAGCUGAACAGCCAUAUUGAAGACACAGCCCAAAUGUUGGAGCAUCUGGAGAAGCAGAAGGAGAUGCUGGAACAAGCCAAUGCCAAGAUCCAGAAGGACAUUGACUACAUGACUCACCAUGCCCCCCUGCUGGAGUCGAAACGGAAGCAGGAAGUAGAAGCUCUGAGGGACCGCUAUCACAAAAAGUUUGAGGUGAUGGAACUAUUUAGGGGUGUUCAUGAAAAGCUUAAGGAGUCGAUAGAACAAUGUGAAGGUGCAAAGUCAAAGUUCAAGCAAAUGAAAGAAGAAAAUGCGAAAGACAUCCUCCAAGAGGAAACAAAUAUAGAAAGCUACAAGAGAGAACUAGGUAAGCUUAGCAACCUGCAGGCCCACUACUCAACCUCGAUUGAGUCUGUGAAUGUCCACAUUGACGAGGAUGAGGAGAUAAUGACAGAGAUGCUGAGAGAAACAGAGAGCACAACAAAUGAACUAUCAAAUUUACUGAAAACAGUAGAUGAUUUGAAGAGAGUGUUUGACCAAUAUUCCUGGAAGCAGAAAAAUUUUGAGCAGCAGUACAUGGAGUCACUGAAUAAUUAUUAUUCCGUGAGAAAAGCAUGGGAUAUUGAGCUUUCUGAUAUUUCAAAAGACUACACUGAUGUUUCAACAAAAUAUCUGGCAUUGUUAGAAGAAAACAAAAGACUCCAAGCUGAAAUUGACACCCUCACAGAGGAAAUCACAAGCAGUAUAAAGAAGAAAAUGGAAUGUGAGUCCGAAACCCAGUCAUUGCUGGAGCUGAAGACAAAGAAUAACAAUUACCUCAGACAGCUCUACAAACAGGCAUAUCAAGUCGGGGCUGUUUUCCACCUAGCUAAGCAUAAAACAGACGAAGUAGAGAACCAAAUAGCAGACGUGAGAAGAAAAUUCAAGGGUAGAGAGGACUUCCUGAAGAAGCUCACACGAGCUGAAAUGACUACUGGGAUGGAGAUUCAGAAAAGAUUAUUUUCCAUUGAAGAAAUGCAGUUCUUGGAGAUGCAGGAGUAUAUAAGAAGAAAAGCCCUCUAUAGUACGGCACUGACAGAAGUCGAGCUGCCACUGCGCCAGAUAGAAGCAGAUGUUGUACGAAUCAGAAUUCUCCACCGUCAACACUCGGCAAUGCUUAAUGAGAUACGGGGGAGGAAAGAACUUGUAAGACGGAAAGUAGAGGCAACAAAGAAAAAGCUACGAAGAAAGAGCAAGAAAAGUCGUAAGGAACUCACACAAACUGAGGGAAAACGUUCACUGAUUCAUCAAGAAAUAGAGCAAACUAAACAUAAAACAAUUGUUUUCAAUGCAAAAAGCAAAGAACUGAAUAAAGAGAUAAAAACAAUGAAACUGGAAAAAGUAAAUUAUGAAGAUAGACUUGAAAUGCUGAACGAAGAGUUCUUCAAGCUGAGAUUUGACAGGGAACACGCACAGGGUGUGUAUGACCAUCUCAUGAAGGAGAAGCAGCACUGUGAAGAGAGGAUCUUCGAGGAGGAGAGGCGAUUCCAAAAGCUUUUGGACAUGAGAAAGAGCACCCUGCCCGAUAUACGGAAACUUCAAGAAGAGUCACUGGCAGAAAACUUGCGAUUGGCCAAAGAGUAUCAAAGGAUGCAGGCGAUUUUCUUGAAGGAGAAGGAAGCCUUCUUCAAUGGCUAUGACAGACUGCUGUCACUCAAUUUUUCAGUCUGUGACAAGAAAAAGACUAAGGGUUUCUUGUCACAGAAACUUCCUAAUGAUCUUCCAAUUCUCUAUGAACCUAAAUCUAUCUUUCAGCUCUGUCAGCUGCAAGAAAAGCUGGACAAUCAAUGGCAAGAAUACUUCAGACUGGUGAUCCUUUUUAACCAGAACCGGCUGGCCAAGUUCCAGGGGGAAUCCCAGGACAGCAUUCAGAAAAUAUUAGUGGUGCAGGAGGAAUCUUCAAGUCUAAUGCAACACAUCUUAGAUUUCUUCCAGACUUUGACAGAUGGUUCAUGUGGAAAAGAUGAUUAA